AUGCCGUCGACCAAGUCGUUCACGUACCAGGCCGUGCCUGGAUUCUUCCGCCACGAUAACGAACCGACCGGACCUCAAUUCCGAGCGACUACGCAGCCGAGCUUGGGCCUGAUCGACCGUUCUUAUGAAACGGACAGCGCCUUUGACCCUGAGGGAAAGAAGACCCAAUGGGAGCGGUUCGUUCAUUUUCUGGAACAGCAAAACCGGGCAGGACGGGGUGGUGUCCUGUACAAGCUAGUCUUCGUCAUCAGACACGGCGAGGGACACCACAACGUGAAGGAAGCUGAGGUGGGGCGUCACGCGUGGGAUGCUCACUGGUCGCUGCUCGAUGGCGACGGCCGCGUCACCUGGUCCGACGCGAAGUUGACGGAAAAGGGGAAGCAACAAGCCCAGGUACUGAAUGCCUUCUUGCGGGAGUCGGUAGCGAGCGUGAAGAUGCCGACCCCGCAGACGUACUACACCAGCCCGCUCGCUCGCUGCCUCGAGACGACGCGGAUUGCCUACUCGGGGCUUGACUUGCCGGCCGAUCGGCCCUUCGUGCCCAUCGUUAAGGAGGGCUUGCGGGAGCGCUACGGGGAGCACACGUGCGACCGCCGCAGCACGCGAAGUUGGAUCGCCUCCAGCUACCCGCAAUACGUAAUCGAGCCGUCUCUGACGGAAGACGACGAGCUGUGGAAGCCGGACCGGCGAGAGACCGCGGCCGAGGUGGUGGAUCGGGUCAAGCAUCUCCUCGACGACAUCUUCACCCACGACGACAAGCACAUCAUCUCCUUCACGGCCCAUUCGGGGCUUAUCCGAGGCCUGUACGAGGCUGUACAGCACAACGAUGUCUGGGUGUCGGCGGGUGCGUUGGUGCCGGUGCUGGUCAGGGCGGAGCGGGUCGGGGCGUGA
Messenger RNA from Durotheca rogersii, 891 nucleotides. Its product is annotated as phosphoglycerate mutase-like protein. Bases 1 to 891 code for a protein of 296 amino acids. Lineage: Eukaryota; Fungi; Ascomycota; Sordariomycetes; Xylariales; Xylariaceae. The record is from RefSeq and is a predicted model, not a curated record. The transcript has 3 exons. Gene Ontology annotation, molecular function: phosphatase activity. Gene Ontology annotation, cellular component: cytoplasm.